AUGUCCAAUUAUAACUAUUCACAGGAGCACGCGUCGAGCUCGUUGCGGAAGCGGAAGACUUUGAAGAAGUCCAUCAACUUCAGCAUCAUGGUGGUGGCCGAAUCAGGGAUGGGUAGGUCAACUUUGAUCAAUACUUUAUGUGGAGGGAACACCAUAGUUCCUACAUCAUCUACGGUCAAUCAAGACCCGUAUGAAAAGAAGCUCACGUUGAGACACGAGAAUGUUGAAUUGGAAGACAAUGAGGGUCAUAAAAUCAGUUUGAACAUCAUUGAUACUCCCAACUUUGGGAACCUGAUUAAUUGUGAUGAAGAUUUCCGAGUGAUUGUUGAUUUCAUUAGACAUCAAUUUGAUGAAGUUUUAUUGGAAGAGCUGAGAGUCAGACGGAACCCCAGAUUUAAAGAUGGUAGAAUACAUGUUUUAAUCUACAUGAUUAAUCCUACUGGACAUGGAUUAAGUCAAAUUGAUGUUAAAUUCAUGCUUCACGUUAAUAAAUUGGUCAAUCUUAUUCCUGUGAUUGCUAAAGCUGAUCUGUUGACACCUCAAGAGUUAACUUUAAACAAAAAAUUGAUUUUAGAGGAUUUAAACAAUUAUAACAUCAAUUUCUACAAGUUUAAUGAAUAUGAGUAUGAAGAUGAUUAUAUGGAUGAAGAAAUCAUUGAAUAUAAUAAAUAUUUGAAUUCUUUAGCUCCAUUCUCAAUUAUAGGUGCUAAUAAAUUUCAAGAAAACCCUAAUGAUGAAGAUGACUUAUUAAAAUUAAGAGUUUUAAAUCCAAUUCAUAGUAAACCUAUAAAUGUGGAACAUCCUGAUUAUAAUGAUUUUACCGUGUUGAAGAAUGUGCUUUUGAUUACUCAUUUGAAUGAAUUCAAAGAUAUUACUCAUGAAUCUAUCUAUGAGAACUAUAGAACAGAAGCUUUAUCUGGUAAGCAAUUCCAAUACAUUUCUGGUGAAAAGAAUGGUUCAUCUGAUGGACCAGCCAAUUCUGAUGUCAAUGAUGGGCACGAAGUGAUGACAGCAGGUAGCAGUAACAGUCAUAAUAACAACAACAAUAAUAGUGGUGGUGGUGAUGAAUCCAAUUACUUGAUGAAGGAAGAACAAAUCAAAUUGGAAGAAGAAAGAUUGAAAAAGUUUGAAGAAAGAGUUCAUCAAGAUUUGAUAAAUAAACGGAAGGAAUUAUUAGAGAGAGAAUAUGAAUUGAAAGAGAUCGAGAAACGGUUAAUGGAAGAAGGUUUGGAAUUGAAUGCUGAACAAGAGCAAGAGCAAGAGCAAAAUGAGAUUAAUAAGAUUUAA
Molecule: messenger RNA, 1287 nt
Organism: Lizanozyma spartinae
Lineage: Eukaryota; Fungi; Ascomycota; Pichiomycetes; Serinales; Debaryomycetaceae
Gene: CDC11
Product: septin
Exons: 1
Coding region: 1-1287 (428 amino acids)
Biological process (GO): cytoskeleton-dependent cytokinesis; division septum assembly; cellular bud neck septin ring organization
Cellular component (GO): cytosol; septin complex; cell division site
Molecular function (GO): molecular adaptor activity; GTP binding; GTPase activity
Source: RefSeq, a predicted model, not a curated record